Electrophorus electricus (electric eel) is the source of this 662-nucleotide messenger RNA. Its product is annotated as SH2 domain-containing protein 1A-like. Lineage: Eukaryota; Metazoa; Chordata; Actinopteri; Gymnotiformes; Gymnotidae. The record is from RefSeq and is a predicted model, not a curated record. Gene Ontology annotation, biological process: regulation of signal transduction; regulation of immune response.
AUGCUCAGUUGUGUGUACUAUGGGCACAUUGACAAAGAGGGUGCAGAGAGACUACUGGAAAAACAUGGAAAAGAUGGGAGCUUCCUUUUAAGGGACAGCCAAAGCGUGCGCGGGGCUUUUUGCCUUUGCGUCAGGAAAACACCAUUUGUGCACACCUACAGAAUUGAGCACACAUCUCUAGGCUGGGCUGUUGAGACCAUCAACAGAGCGAAACCCCAGUGGUUCCCAUCACUGGAUGAGCUCAUUGAGUGCUACAGAAAACACACACCUGACCACAUGGUUCCUCUUCUGUAUCCCCUGGAGAAAGCAAACCUCUGUGUGGAGGACAGAUCAAACCCAGUGGCAAAACUAUCUUACAUGGAAAUGUGAUGAUCUGACAUGACCCACGGAGAGAGGAAGAGACAAAGGAAGAGAGAGGAACAGAGAGGAAGAGAGAGAUACACAGAGAGAGAUAGAGGCUAUACAUUUUUUUCAUAUAUCUCCAGGAGUCAUGCUUCUAAGAAUAAUUCCACAAAGUGGCAGUAGAAAUAUUUAAAGCUGCCAUGAAAUCUUUUUGACCAAUUUAUAAUUUGUAUAAACAUUUUAAUUCAGCAGCAUAUAUGCAUUUUUUAUUGCAAUUCAAAACAAAGUGUGUUUAAAGAUGUAUAUAUAGGAAUGUAAAU